This is a messenger RNA of Mercenaria mercenaria, 799 nucleotides long. RefSeq names its product gamma-glutamylcyclotransferase-like. The transcript is spliced from 3 exons. Lineage: Eukaryota; Metazoa; Mollusca; Bivalvia; Venerida; Veneridae. Gene Ontology annotation, molecular function: gamma-glutamylcyclotransferase activity. The record is from RefSeq and is a predicted model, not a curated record. The coding region runs from base 171 to 629 and encodes 152 amino acids.
AAAUGUAAAGUAACAUACGAAUAUUUAGGAGUGAUUGCUAAAUGGUUGACUUGGUUGUGAGAUGUAUUAAAAUAGUAUUGAUUGUUGUACAUGUUUUGUCGAGUUGUAAAAAUACAGUAAAACAACCGUUUUAUAUCUUAUAACAAGAUUGGAAAGGUCACUUGGAAAUAAUGACGUUCUUAUACUUCGCUUAUGGAAGCAAUUUAUUGCAACAAAGAUUACAUAUGGAAAAUCCGAGUGCGAGAUUUGUAGCUGUUGGAGAACUGAAAGGUCACAAGCUAGCCUUUAGCUGCAUCGGUAUGAACCCUAGUGAAAUACUAUGGAGGGGAGGCGCUGCCAGUAUUCGAGAGGAUCCCAAUAAUUCAGUCUGGGGAUGUGUAUGGAGACUUGGAAAUGAACAUCUUCAAACAUUAGAUAGACAAGAACUGGUAUACGACUCUAAAGAUGUUACAGUCACAUCAAUAGACGGAAGGGAGUACACAUGUAGAACAUAUCAACUUCCGGCCUGCUAUUUUGAGGACGAAGGUCCAAAUAACAGGCCUUCACCCAUGUACUUGGAUAUAAUUAUAAAAGGAGCAAUUCAAAAUAAUUUACCACAACAUGUAUGUGGAUUUCCUGAGAACAAUUGAAACUAAUGAAUUGCUAGAUAAUAACAUUGAAAUUUAUGCAGAUAUAUUGAAACGUAUAAGUGAAGAAUCGUGAAGAUUUUGCAAAUUUACUUAUACAUAUAUAAAUCAAAUUUAUUGAUGUGUAAACAGCAUCUUUACUUAUAAACAGCAAGAACUAAUUAACUUUCACU